This is a messenger RNA of Peromyscus eremicus (cactus mouse), 867 nucleotides long. Its product is annotated as mast cell protease 4-like. Gene Ontology annotation, biological process: proteolysis. The transcript is spliced from 5 exons. Gene Ontology annotation, molecular function: serine-type endopeptidase activity. Gene Ontology annotation, cellular component: intracellular membrane-bounded organelle; cytoplasm. The record is from RefSeq and is a predicted model, not a curated record. Bases 48 to 788 code for a protein of 246 amino acids. Lineage: Eukaryota; Metazoa; Chordata; Mammalia; Rodentia; Cricetidae.
AGGCAGGACCACACCAGAGGCUGACCGCAGGCUGCGCCAGUGGGAAGAUGCAGGCCCUACUCUUCCUGUUGGCUCUUCUCUUGCCUCCUGAAGCUGGAGCUGAGGAGAUUAUUGGUGGUACUGAGUCGAAACCACACUCCCGCCCUUACAUGGCCCAUCUGGAGAUCACCACUGAGAGAGGUUUCACGGCCAGCUGUGGUGGAUUUCUCAUAGCCCAAGACUUUGUGAUAACGGCUGCACACUGCAAAGGAAGAGAAAUUACUGUCACUCUUGGAGCUCAUGACGUGAGCAAGAAAGAACCCACACAGCAGAAAAUAAAAGUCAAAAAACAAAUCGUUCACCCAAACUACAACUUCUAUUCCAAUCUGAAUGACAUCAUGUUACUGAAGCUUCAAAGGAAAGCUAAGCAGACUCCGGCUGUGGAUACAAUCCCCCUACCUAGACCAUCGGACUUUAUUAAACCUGGGAAAACAUGCCGGGCCGCUGGCUGGGGAAGAACUGGGGUGACAGAACCAACAGCAGAGAAACUGAUGGAGGUGAAGCUGAGAAUCAUGGAGAAAGAAGCCUGCAAAUACUAUCCCAAUUACAGCUAUAAGCUCCAGGUCUGCGUGGGCAGUCCCAGAAAGAUAAACUCGGCCUACAGAGGAGACUCCGGGGGACCUCUACUGUGUGCUGGGGUGGCCCAUGGUGUUGUGUCUUAUGGACGUGGAGAUGCAAAGCCCCCUGCAGUCUUUACCCGGAUCUCCUCAUAUGUGCCCUGGAUUAAUUCAGUCACAAAGGGCGAGUAGCUGGAAAGCCUUGCCAACCUGAGUCAGGGUCUCCAAGUCGGAGCUCUUCUAGUACCCCUUGGGUGAAAAAAAAAAAAAA